Molecule: messenger RNA, 363 nt
Organism: Saitoella complicata NRRL Y-17804
Lineage: Eukaryota; Fungi; Ascomycota; Saitoellomycetes; Saitoellales; Saitoellaceae
Exons: 1
Biological process (GO): mitochondrial respiratory chain complex IV assembly
Cellular component (GO): mitochondrial inner membrane
Source: RefSeq, a predicted model, not a curated record
AUGGCCCUCGGCGGAAGAGUCUGGCGCUCCCCCACCAAAGAAGCAGCCUACAACCGCACCUUCACAGCUCGCUUCAACGCCGCUGUCCGCAAAAACCAGUUCGUCCUCUUCGGCCUUCCCAUGAUGGGCAUGAUCGUCGUCGGCUCCUACGUCCUCUCCUUUGCAACACAAGAAAGAUACAACGUUUCAGACCGGAGAGUAUCGCAGAUGUCGAAUGAGGAGGAGUUGGGGUUGAAGAAAGAUCGGAGGAAGAUUGAUUUGAAGGAGGAGUAUUAUAAGUUGGAGGCGAAGGGGUUGGCGAGUGAUGGAGAUGAUUGGGAGCAGGUUCGGGUGCAGAGAUUACCGGGAGAGCUUGAUGGUAUU